Argentina anserina (silverweed cinquefoil) is the source of this 2084-nucleotide messenger RNA. RefSeq names its product sodium/calcium exchanger NCL-like. Gene Ontology annotation, molecular function: calcium ion binding; calcium:proton antiporter activity. The coding region runs from base 88 to 1836 and encodes 582 amino acids. Gene Ontology annotation, cellular component: membrane. The transcript is spliced from 7 exons. Gene Ontology annotation, biological process: calcium ion transmembrane transport; intracellular calcium ion homeostasis. The record is from RefSeq and is a predicted model, not a curated record. NCBI's taxonomy places the organism in Eukaryota, Viridiplantae, Streptophyta, Magnoliopsida, Rosales, Rosaceae.
AUUAAAUCCCCCCGACCCCUCCUCACUCACCUCUUCACCUCCUCUUCACCUCACUAUGCCCUGAGAGAAAGCCACCAAACUCCAGCCAUGUCCAAGCUCCUCCUCCUCCUCCUCCUCCUAUUCCUCUGCCCCCAAUCCCACGCCCGCUACAGCCUCCCGGAGCCCCGAUCGGAUCUACUCUCCGAUGGGGUCCACCGAUUCGGCACCUCCUCCGCCUACUCACCCAACUUCCUCACCCUCACCCGCCCUACCUUCUCCUUGAAAGCAGAGUCCACCUGCGACGAGACGUACGGAUUCUUACCCUGCACCACCACCAUCCUCGGCAACGCUUUUCUCAUCAUCGUCUACGGCGGUCUCAUGUACUUGGCCGCUACCUACCUCUCUAACGGCAGCGAGCUUCUCCUCGAGAUUCUCGGCCCUGGAAUCAUCGGAGGUCUGUUCCUCCCCAUUCUCGGUGCACUUCCCGAUGCCAUGCUCAUUCUCGUAUCCGGACUUUCUGGGAGUACAGCAACGGCUCAAGAUCAGGUUUCUGUUGGGAUGGGCUUGUUAGCUGGGUCGACUGUAAUGCUCAUCACAGUAGUAUGGGGUUCAUGUGUUAUUAUUGGCAAGUGUGAUAUUGAGAAUGGAAUUGCUGUAGAUAACAGAGAUACUAAAGGCUUUAACUUGACAGGCUCUGGUAUCAGUACUGAUAUCUGGACUAGCUAUUCUGCUAUAAUUAUGGCUGUAUCUUGUAUCCCAUUUAUUAUUGUUCAGUUGCCGCAGCUCCUCAGUUCCACCGUAGCAAGGCAGUGGGCAGUGUUAAUUGGACUAAUUUUCUCUCUAGCAUUAUUGAUCUCGUACUGCUUGUAUCAGGUAUUCCAGCCGUGGAUCCAGAGGAGACGCUUUGCUUAUGCAAAGCACAAGCAUGUUAUAUCAGGACUUCUAAAACAUUUAAGGAUGCGUGCAUUGGGAAAGCUCCUUGAUGAUAGUGGUGAACUUGAUAGAGACAUUGUAACAAAGUUAUUUAAGACAAUUGAUAUGGACGGAGAUGAACAUCUUUCACACACCGAGUUGAGAGCAUUAAUGGUUGGAAUCCGGUUUGAUGAAAUAGAGUUGGAUAAGGAUGAUGCUAUAGAUAAAGUGUUGAAAGAUUUUGACACUUCUCUUGAUCGUAAAAUAUCGCUUGAUGAGUUCAUAGUUGGUGUCAGAAAAUGGAUUAACGAGGCAAAACGUGCAGGACGCCCCACUUCUAACUCUGAUCGUCACACUAUGAAAAUUUUAGAUGACUUCCAUGAGCAAACAAAGAUAGAGCAUGAUCUUGUGGGGGUGGAUGAAGAUCAAAGCGAUGAGGUUGUCGAGGGUGUUGAUAAUCCCAGGAGGACCUCUAUCAAAGCGGGAUUGAUGUUGCUGGCUGGAACUCUUAUUGCGGCUGCGUUUGCUGACCCACUGGUAGAUGCUGUUGAUAAUUUCUCAGAUGCCACAGGCAUUCCGACUUUCUUCAUUUCUUUCAUAGCAUUGCCACUGGCUACUAAUUCUAGUGAGGCUGUGUCCGCAAUUAUCUUUGCUAGCCGUAAAAAGAAGAGGACUGCCUCGCUAACAUUUUCUGAGUUGUAUGGUGCAGUAACCAUGAAUAACGUCCUCUGCCUAUCAGUAUUUUUGGCCCUGGUUUACGUAAGGGGGUUAACAUGGGACUUCUCAGCUGAAGUCCUCGUCAUUGUUAUCGUUUGCGUUGUGAUGGGUGUUUUUGGCAGUUUACGCACCACCUUCCCUCUUUGGACAACUUCCAUCGCUUACGUACUUUACCCACUCUCCCUGGUACUGGUUUACGUUCUGGAUUAUAUCUUUGGCUGGUCAUAAACUCUGGACAUCAUAUGGAUUCAUAGGUUGCUCAUAGACUCGCAUGGAUUCAUAGAUUGCUCAUAGUUUACGUUCUGUUGGUUUCUUAUGAUUUCUAGUCUUGAAUAAUUUUACCGUUGUGAGUAGGCACAUUUGCAUCCAAUUUUCUCAAUACUGUAUGUAAACGGCUCAUUUAGACAUUUUAUAUUUGGUCUAUGGGUUCUCUAUUCUCCAUCUGAUCAGAGUAAUACAGAAAAGCGUUGUUUGCA